AGGUGGUAAAAAAGGUGUACUGUACCUUUAAGGACUAGCUUGACGCCCCUGCUUGUUUGUUUCCUGCAACAAGAUGGCUGCCGUUCCAGAGAGCAGUGUUCUUACUUUCAGCCUUUUUAAAUGGAGCUCUUACUCCUCCACCUAUUUGCCCGAGAACAUUUUGGUGGACAAACCGAAUGAUCAGUCGUCCAGGUGGUCUUCUGAGAGCAACUACCCUCCACAGUUUUUAGUCUUGAAACUGGAAAGGCCGGCGAUUGUUCAGAGCAUCACCUUUGGGAAGUAUGAGAAAACGCACGUCUGCAACCUGAAGAAAUUCAAAGUGUUUGGUGGGAUGAGUGAAGAAAACAUGACGGAGCUUUUGUCCAGUGGCCUUAAGAACGACUACAACAAGGAAACGUUCACGUUAAAGCACAAGAUUGACGAGCAAAUGUUUCCCUGCAGAUUUGUCAAAAUAGUGCCUCUGAUGUCAUGGGGGCCCAGUUUCAACUUCAGCAUUUGGUACAUUGAGCUACAUGGCAUCGAGGAUCCAGAUGUGGUGCAGCCCUGCCUUAACUGGUAUAGCAAGUACAGAGAACAGGAAGCCAUCCGCCUCUGCCUCAAACACUUCCGUCAGCAUAACUACACCGAGGCCUUUGAGUCACUGCAGAAGAAGACCCGGAUCGCACUUGAACACCCGAUGCUGACCCACCUGCACGAGCGACUGGUGCUGCAAGGAGACUUCGACGCCUGCGAAGACCUCAUAGACAAAGCCGUAAGAGACGGUUUGUUUAACCAGUACAUCAGCCAGCAGGAGUACAAGCCCAGGUGGAGUCAGAUCAUCCCCAAAUGCAACAAAGGUACAAGCGCCCAAGAAAGCAACAGGGACGACGUGAACAGUGAUGCUGACGACAACAGGCCAGGGAUGAGGGGAGGACAUCAGAUGGUUAUUGACGUCCAGACCGAGACGGUCUACCUCUUUGGGGGCUGGGACGGCACACAGGACCUGGCCGACUUCUGGGCUUACAGUGUGCAGGAAAACCAGUGGGUGUGCAUCUCCAGGGACACUGAGAAAGAGAGCGGUCCCAGCGCCCGCUCCUGCCACAAGAUGUGCAUCGACUCCCAGCGACGUCAGAUCUACACAUUAGGCCGCUACCUGGACUCCAGCGUGAGGAACAGCAAGUCCUUGAAGAGCGACUUUUACCGCUACGACAUCCAAGUCAACACCUGGACACUCCUGAGCGAGGACACGUCGGCGGACGGAGGGCCCAAGCUCGUGUUCGACCACCAGAUGUGCAUGGACUCUGAAAAGCACAUGAUCUACACCUUCGGCGGGCGAAUACUGACGUGCAACGGAAGCGUGGAGGACAGCCGCACGUCGGAGCCCCAGUUCAGCGGCCUCUACGCCUACCACUGCCAAGCCGGUACCUGGAGCCUCCUGCGGGAAGACUCCUGCAACGCCGGCCCAGAGGACAUCCAGUCCCGUAUUGGACACUGCAUGCUCUUCCACACUAGAAACCGCUGUCUUUAUGUGUUUGGCGGUCAGAGGUCAAAGACCUACCUCAAUGAUUUCUUCAGCUACGACGUGGAUGGGGACCAUGUGGAGAUCAUAUCUGAUGGUACUAAGAAGGACUCGGGCAUGGUGCCAAUGACCGGCUUCACCCAGAGAGCCACCAUCGACCCUGAGCUCAACGAGAUCCACGUCCUGUCAGGCCUCAGUAAGGACAAGGAUAAACGCGAGGAGAACGUCCGCAACUCCUUUUGGAUCUACGACAUCGCCCGGAACAACUGGUCUUGCGUGUACAAGAACGACCAGGUCGUGAAAGAAAACCCCAGCAAGGUCCUGCAGGAGGAGGAGCCGUGUCCACGCUUCGCACACCAGCUGGUCUACGACGAGAUGCACAAGGUGCAUUACUUAUUUGGCGGCAACCCAGGGAAAUCUUGUUCUCCAAAGAUGCGCCUGGAUGACUUCUGGUCGCUCAAAUUGUGCCGACCCUCUAAGGAGUACCUCCUCCGCCACUGCAGAUACCUCAUCAGGAAGUACAGGUUCCAAGAGAAAGCCCAAUCUGAGCCACUGAGCGCGCUCAAAUACUUGCAAGAUGACCUCUCGCUCACUGUGGACCACACAGACCCCCAGGAGACUCAAGAGUUUCAGCUCCUGCCCUCGGCUCUCUUCAAGUCCAGCAACGAUUUCAUCCCACUUGGGUUCUCCGACAUGGACCAGAAGUACGCCCAGCGCACGCAGCUCUUCGACACGCUGGUCAACUUCUUCCCUGACAGCAUGACGCCGCCCAAGGGCAACCUGGUGGACCUCAUCACCCUCUAGCCCCUCCCUCACAAGACAGACUCCUCCCCCCCCUUACCGUACACACACUCACUCACACACACACACACAGGAGGCAGAGAGAGAGAGAGAGAGAGAGAGAGAGCGAGCGAGGGACAGCAGGUAUUUCUCUGGCCAACAACUGUUAGUGUUCAAGACCCCCACCCUCUCCGGGCAGUACAUGAAAUACAUCCAAGUAGAAAAGUGUUAAGUGGAUGGAAGCAGCAGCCGUAGGUUCCACAAUGUGUCUUCUCCUCCUACUGUCUGUAGGUUCUACCAUGUGUCUUCUCCUCCUACUGUCUGUAGGUUCUACCAUGUGUCUUCUCCUCCUACUGUCUGUAGGUUCUACCACGUGUGUCCUCCUCCUACUGUCUGUAGGUUCUACCACGUGUGUCCUCCUCCUACUGUCUGUGGGUUCUACCAUGUGUGUCCUUCUACUGUCUGUGGGUUCUACCAUGUGUGUUCUACUGUCUGUGAGUUCUACCAUGUGUGUCCUCCUACUGUCUGCGGGUUCUACCAUGUGUGUUCUCCUACUGUCUGUGAGUUCUACCAUGUGUGUCCUCCUACUGUCUGUGGGUUCUACCACGUGGGAUCUCUGCCUACUGUUUAGAAACCGGUUGAUUUUCGUCAUGCCACGUUUGCAUCCCAACCAACAAUCCAAUAAUGUAUAUUCCAUGUGGCAGGAUGCUACUUAGUGCACAUACACAGCUCCCUCGCUUAUCACUCUUAAUUGGCUCCGGACAUAUCAUUCAUCAACCUUCUAAAUAACUUGAUGAACAAUUUGACAGCUUGUUAGUCACCAAAUAUUACACUCUUUCAUCCAACCUAGUAACACUGAAUGAGGCUGAGCCUAUCAGUGGCCACCAUACUGAACAGUGGUUUAAUCUGUUGGCCACUACUACUCUAGUCUUGACAUCUUUAUGCUUAUGUAGGUUUAACUAACUGUAGAGUAUAUAUAUAUAUAUAUAUAUAUAUAUAUAUAUAUAUAUAUAUAUAUAUAUGUGUGUGUGUUUGUAUGUAUGUAUAUGUAUGUAUUUAUGUAUGUAUGUACAUGUGUAUGUAUGUAUAUACAUGUAUAUGUAUGUAUAUAUGUAUGUCUACAUACAUAUGUGUGUGUGUGUAUAUAUCUAUAUAUAUAUGUGUGUGUGUAUAUAUAUGUAUACAUAUGUAUAUAUACAUAUGUAUAUAUAUGUGUAUGUAUAUAUAUAUAUAAAUACAUAUGUAUAUAUAUGCAUAUAUAUAUAUAUACAUAUUUGUAUAUAUAUGUGUUUGUGUGUAUAUAUAUAUAUAUAUAUAUCAUAAAAUAUGUCAAUACUACUGUAGUCUUGACAUGUUUAUGCUUAUUUAGGUGUAACAAAUACUUGAAAAAAGGUUUGCAUAGAAUCCCGUGUGGCGAGGGACGACUGUACAAUUAAUUUGGAUCCAACCUUGAGAUGAUAAAACAUUACAGUGAUAUAUUUUGGUCAAAUAUGACUUUUUAUGCUCCAGCCUAACUCAGUAGCGCUGAAUAAGAGUUGGGAUCCAUGCGUUGUGUGAAUAGUUGUAGCAGGUUUUAUUCCCCCUGCAGAGAAUAUUUGAUGGUACUGUAGCAUUAUUGAAACACUUUUGGGGCCACACUGAACAGAAAAAGGAUUCUUUCUAAAGACGGCUGGGUGAAAUGACGUCAAACUAGAAGCUUCUUUCAAACCUUCCACCUUUUACUUUUUUGUUGUUGUGACUUUUCUCAUUUUUACAACGUUUCGGUAUGUUAGGUUGUAUUUUUAUUCUAAUAAUGUUCUCAAGACUCCUUUCUUUCUUGUUAAAUCAUGACAAAGCUUUGUGCUAAAAUGUCUUCUUAAAAAAAAAAAAGGUAUUUUCUUAAUAUUGACAAUACAAUAUUCUGACUUUAGACACGUAUAAUGACAAUUUUCCUCCUACAAUAUCGUUGUUUUAAAAGCCCCUUCCGUAGUUGAGUUACAAACUUUUCCUUUUAUGAAUACAACCUUUUUCUUUCAACAUGGUGACUUAUCUCCUCCUCAGUCCCACUGUAAGAUUAUGACUAUUUUGUCUCAAAAGGCUGUUCAUAAUUAUAUUGUCAUGGUGACUUUAUUACGAUGAUAUCAUAAAUGUUGACUUUCCCCCCUAAAACGACAAAUGUAUUCUCAUAAAAGGAUUAUUUUCAGAAUACAACAUGUCAAUAUUGCAACCAAUGACAUUCUCAUAAUUUCUGCUGGGAAAAGGUCUUUUGAGCAUUUUUUCUAUAAAAUUGUAUUGGUGUCAUUAAAUGACACCCUAGUGACAAUACAUCUUUACUUUUUGUACACAAUAAUAUUCCUAAUCAAUGUAGGAAUUUUGCUCACUGAAUGUAAAGAUGAAAUAGAAAAGACUGGUAAAGUUCGGACUUCACAACUUCAUCUUCAUAUCCUCACUUUAUUCUGACAAAAUGAUAAGCAUAUAACUAACCCCCUCUACUCUUAUACUUUUCUGUUCAGUGUGGCUUUAAGCGUCGGUGGUGUAAAAAAAGGGCGGUAGUAACGACUGUAAUAUGAAUACUAGUCUUUUGCAUUAACACUGGUCAUGUUGGUGUUUUGUUGUCUGCAAAAGCUAUCACAAAUUAUCAUAUUGUAAAAACAAAACAAAAAGCACCUUGGUUUCAAAACAAUGCCAAAUAUGAAAUGCUGUUUUCGGGGUUUCCUUAAGGUCCCGUCUCGUUCUUCUCUGUGGAGAAGUGGGCUGCCCUCACCUGUGCCAGCACUUCUCCAUGGCCUUGUAGUAUUGCAUUGUAUGUAAUGUACAUAAGGAAUAAAGAUUGUAUUUUCUUCA
This is a messenger RNA of Nerophis ophidion (straightnose pipefish), 5101 nucleotides long. It is a transcript of the gene mkln1, whose product is annotated as muskelin 1, intracellular mediator containing kelch motifs. Gene Ontology annotation, cellular component: cytoplasm. The coding region runs from base 74 to 2302 and encodes 742 amino acids. Gene Ontology annotation, molecular function: protein binding. The record is from RefSeq and is a predicted model, not a curated record. The transcript is spliced from 18 exons. Lineage: Eukaryota; Metazoa; Chordata; Actinopteri; Syngnathiformes; Syngnathidae.